AUGAAAGAAAUCAUUGAGGUUUUAGCACUUUUCCUAGGUUUUGCAGGCUGGAUACUGAUUUUCAUAUCUUUACAAGAUCAGUAUUGGAGAAAAUCUUCCGAAGAUGGCAGUGCGAUUACAACCUCCGCAAUCUAUGAGAACCUCUGGAUGUCUUGUGCGAGUGAUUCAACAGGGAUAUUUAACUGUCGUGACUUUCCAUCCCUUUUUGCUCUUCCAGGGCAUGUUCAGGCCGCACGGGCACUCAUGAUCACUUCCAUUGUUUUUGGGACGUUUGGGCUCGUUGCUACUCUCGCAGGAAUGAAGUGCUCAAAAAUAGGAGGAGAAAACUACGUCCUGAAGGGAAGGAUCGCUGCGAUUGGAGGAGUGUUCUAUUUACUACAAGGGAUUUGCACCAUGAUUGCUGUAUCUUGGUAUGCAGCCACCAUCACACAGGAGUUCUUUGACCCGUUUUAUCCAGGGAUAAAGUAUGAGAUUGGAACAGGCUUGUACAUCGGGUGGUUUUCAGCUACACUUGCCAUUUUUGGAGGUGCAUGCCUGUUGUGUAGUUGCACAGUCAACACACCCGACGAAAAAAUAUCAUAUUCAUGCCAACCAUCCUCUAAAGAACACGUGCUGUUAAAUACGGCAAGGUCUCAAACUGUGUCGAGCAACUCUGGAAGAAAUGUGUAUAUCUGAGAGGUGAUUGAGUAAUGGAGUGAGCUACCUGGGUUGGACUCUAUUCACAAACUUGAAUGCACUAUGAAAGGACAUCUUUCACAAUGUAAAGACUCAUGAUCACUGUGAACUAGUUUAAAAGCAGUACCCUUGAUUUGGAGAUUUACUGGCUUUGUCUAAUCCAAACCUUUUAGUGACACAUAUUUACAGCAUAAGAAUUUUGAAUGUUAUGCAUUGUGAAAAUUGCAUAUGUAGUUACCAUGGGCUUACCAAGAGAUGUAGCAAAACAAUGAAAACUGUGAUACUACACUGUUAUAAUCUAGAAUUUUACAAAAUACAAUUAGCUUAUUACAUGCUUGCAUUUAACAAUAUCCAGAAUGUGGUAGGAAUCCCAAUAUAGGACCAUUUAUAUCCCCGACAGCUUUAAAAAAACAUACCUUUUAAAGGGGCUGUACUUGAAAUAUCAAAAAAAUUAGACUGGUCUGGAUGCAGCCAGUGGCAGGAACGCCAAUUACUGCUUUAA
Molecule: messenger RNA, 1177 nt
Organism: Etheostoma cragini (Arkansas darter)
Lineage: Eukaryota; Metazoa; Chordata; Actinopteri; Perciformes; Percidae
Product: claudin-15-like
Exons: 5
Coding region: 1-675 (224 amino acids)
Biological process (GO): bicellular tight junction assembly; cell adhesion
Cellular component (GO): plasma membrane; bicellular tight junction
Molecular function (GO): structural molecule activity
Source: RefSeq, a predicted model, not a curated record